AUGACACUAAAGCUAGACGCGGCGGGCGUUCUGGGUCCGGACGGCAAGUCAUACAGCUUUGACCACCGGGCCAACGGGUACUCCCGCGGCGAAGGGUUCGGGGCCCUGGUCUUAAAGCGGGUAUCGGAUGCCAUUCGGGACGGGGACGUCAUCCGCGCCGUCAUCCGGAACUCUUCCACGAACCAGGACGGCCGAUCGCCCGGCAUCACGCAGCCGACGAAAAGGGGCCAGGUCGCGCUCAUCAAGCACGUCUACGAGCGGGCCAACUUGGACCCUUCGCUCACGCGGUUCGCCGAGGCCCAUGGCACGGGUACACCCGUGGGCGAUCCCAUUGAGGCGAGUGCCCUUGCUGAGAUCUUUGCGCCUCAUCGCUCUGCGGAUGAGCCACUAUACGUGGGUGCGUUGAAGAGCAAUGUUGGACACUUGGAGGGCGCGGCGGGAGUCGCGGCCGUGAUCAAGGGUGUCUUGACGCUAGAGAGCGGCGUUAUUCCCGGGAACAUUUGGUUCGAGAAGCGCAACCCAAAGAUUCUGGACGCGUGGAAUUUGAGGUUUCCCACAAAACCAACAGCUUGGCCGCAGCGUGGCCUGCGUCGCAUGUCCGUGAACUCGUUUGGUGUCGGUGGCAGCAAUGCCCACGUGGUGAUGGAUGAUGCGCUCCAUUUCCUCAAGAGCUUCCGCCUGGUUGGGCACCAUCGUACGGAGACGAUCCCUAAGAUCCCAAGACAACUAGACGCACCUUUAGUGAAUGGGACGGAAAAGUCUCUCGAGGGAAACGCGGCUACUCCCAUACGAGCAAAGACCAAUCCGCGGCUCGCGUUUGUCUUUACUGGCCAAGGAGCGCAAUGGGCGACGAUGGGCAUGGACCUGCUGGCGUACCGGGCCUUUCAAGAGAGUCUUCUGGCGGCUGAUCGGUAUCUCAAUGAUCUCGGCUUCGAAUUAUCAAAGUCAAAGACUUCCUCUCGAAUCAACGACCCCGAAUUUUGCCAACCCAUAUGCACUGCUCUACAGGUUGCCAUGGUUGACCUCCUCUCCACUUGGGACGUCUACCCACAUGCCAUCACUGGACACUCAUCCGGUGAAGUAGCCGCAGCCUACGCCGCUGGCGCAAUCUCACGACAAGCAGCCUGGAAAAUCGCCUACUUUCGCGGAAAGCUGAGCGCUAAGCUCGCGCGCUCAGCUUCUCGGCCGAGUACCGGCAUGGCUGCUGUCGGCCUGAGCAAAGCCGCCACGCAGGACGCCAUCGAUCGCGUGAACCAGCAACUUGGCGGCGAAGGUACCCUAGAAAUCGCUUGCAUGAACAGCGUGGACAGUCAUACCGUCAGCGGUGAUGCAGAAAAGAUUGACGCGCUGGUUCAGCUACUCAGCGCCGAAAAAGUGUUUGCUCGGAAGCUUAACGUCGAGAUUGCGUACCAUUCGCAAUACAUGAGAGCCAUGGCUGAUGAGUAUCUUGUGGCCAUGGGAGAGCUUCAGCAGGGUACUUUGAGAAGCUCUGUGAGACCUCGGUUCUACUCUUCGACGAUGGGAGUGCCUAUACUGCCCUCCCAGCUUCGACGGCCGGAGUACUGGGUCAAGAACUUGGUGUCACCUGUCCGGUUUACGGAGUCGGUCACAGAGAUGCUCAAGGGCUCUGAAUUACCCAAGAUCAACGGACAUGUUGACGGACAUAUCAAUGGCCUCGUCAACGGAAAUGUCAACGGCCACAUCAAUGAUGUUGUGAACGGUGGGUGUGAUGAAGAACUCCCAUUCGAACCAAUCACCGACUUUUUGGAAAUUGGCCCUCACAGCGCCCUCAAGGGACCGCUGUUCAGCACUGUCAAACAGGUUCGCGGCAAUGCCAAGGUCGACUACCACUCCCUUCUUGUCCGACAAAAGCCGGGUAUCGAGACUGCACUGGAAUCUGUCGGAACUCUCUUUUGCCACGGAUACAAUGUCAACUUGGCGCAGGUCAACGACGCAGACGAGCCUCAUGGGCCAAAGCCACUCAUGCUUACCAACCUCCCCUCUUACCCCUUUGACCACUCGAAAGAGUACUGGGUACAGAGCACGUUGAGCAACGACUUCCGUAAGAGACCUGUGGGCCGGCACGAGCUGCUUGGAGCUCCCAUGGCGGGUUUCAAUGAGAAUAACGCGGUGUGGCGCAAUUACAUCCGACUUUCAGAGAAUCCUUGGAUCGAAGAUCACAAGGUCUCUGGGGAUGUCUUGUAUCCUGCGGCUGGUAUGCUCGUCAUGGCUAUCGAGGCGAGCCGGCAGAUCGCCGAUAAGAGCAAGGUUUUGAAGGGGUUCAGACUGAGAGAUGUGUCAUUCAAGCUGGCUCUUCGAGUCCCCGAUGAUGCCAGUGGUAUCGAAUCUCAAUUUUACCUCCGUCAGCACCGGGAGAAUAGCCACUCCGCUGUUUCGACAUGGCGAGAGUUCCAGCUCUGGACCCUGCAAGAUGGCGCAUGGAGAGAGCACUGCCACGGUUUCGUGCAGACUGAGUACGAGUCAGAUGAUCGACUCGCACUCCGGGGAUCUGAAGAGAGCAUCCAUGAUGGUUGCGCGACGGAGGUUUCUGUCGAUAAGUUGUAUCGCAGCUUCGCGGAUUCUGGGUUGAACUUUGGCCCAACCUUCCAGACUUUGAGCGACAUCCGUCUCGGACGAGACCUGAACAUGGUAGCAACGCUCCAUUCUCCAGUGGACAAGAUCGAGAAGUCAAUGCCACACCAGUAUGUCCAGCCGCAUUUGGUGCAUCCGGUUACCCUCGACGGCCUUGUGCAUGCCAACCUCGUCGCUCUGGUCUCGAGCUCCAAGUACGCCGGGGCGACUAGAGUGCCUACGUACCUAGCUGAUGGCUGGAUCUCGGCGCAAUCGAGCCUUCCCCAUAACUCCUACAGUGUGUCUGCUGAGUCUCGGGUCAAAGGGCGCAGCGAGGUCGUCUCGGACGUGAGGGCUACACAUCUGGAGCAAGGUGACGAGAUGGUUCAAAUGUCUGGCAUUGUCUUCAAGACCAUCUCGAGUGGUUCGACAAAGGAAAACUCUCAAGCGGUGGUUCAUCCGGCUUUUAACGUAUCCUGGAAGCCUGAUCCGAGUUUUCUGACGAAGCAACAGGCUUCACAACUAUUCCAGCUGCCGCUGACACAUGAGGAUGACCCAUCUACCUGGAUGCUCGACUGCGAGGCGCUAUGCCUGGCUUACAUGCGCCAUUGCACAGAAUCUCUUUCCCAAGAGUCCGUUGGCAAGAUGACCUGGUACCAUCAGCGAUAUGUCAAAUGGUUUCAACACGUUGUCCGCCAGCACUCUGACGGUCCCGCAAGUGAGAGUAUCGAGGAACUCGAAGCCAAGGUCUUGGCCGGCAACGCGUCGGAGGGAAAGCUCAUCAUCGCGGUCGGCCAGGCCCUCUCGGGUAUCCUCACCGGCGAUCGCGAUCCCUUGGACGUCAUCUUCAAGGAUAAGCUGGCAGAGGACGUCUACAGCAACGGUCUUGGUUCCAAGAGGUGCUACGCUCAGCUCUGUAGCUACCUCGACAUCAUGGCGCACAAAAUUCCCAACAUGGAAAUCCUCGAGAUCGGCGCGGGCACAGGGGGCGCCACGCGUCCUGCUAUGGCGACGUUGACACGAGACAGCGGCCGUCGGUAUGGGCACUACGACUUCACCGACAUCUCGCCGUCGUUCUUUGAACAAGCGAAGGAAAACUUUAAGGAUGAGGUCGGACGCAUGGGAUUCCGCGUGCUCAAUGUCGAGAAUGAUCCCCUCAGCCAAGGCUUCGAAGCUGGCAAGUACGACCUCAUCAUCGCGGCGAACGUCUUGCACGCUACGAAGAAGAUUGACGACACGCUCGUCAACGCUAGAAAGUUGCUCAAGCCUGGCGGAAAGCUUCUUCUCUUUGAGAUCACCAACACUGAGAUCCUGCUGGGAAGCUUCUGCUUCGGUACGCUUCAUGGGUGGUGGCUUUCCGAGGACAAGGACCGCAUCUGGGGCCCGUUGAUGUCACCCAACUCAUGGGAUACUCAUCUUCGAACUUCGGGUUUCAGUGGACUUGAUGCUGUCUUUGACGAUUUCGCUUCAUCGCCGCAUCAGAUGAGCUCGAUCCUGGUGUCUAGUAACCCUCAAUCGGAGACAGUAGCAUGCUCGCCUUCAUCGUACUACAUUCUGACCAGCGAGUCGCCCACUCAGAACGUGCUGGCAGCAAAGGUCGUGCAGUCUAUCGGUCGAGGUGAUUGCGAAAUCGAAACUCUCACGUCCUUGGCUGAUAAGAGUCUGGCUAACGCAACGUGUGUGGUACUCUCUGAGCUGGAUCAUCCAGCUUUGAAGGACAUGAACGAGGGGACCUUCAACGGCUUCAAGCGCGUACUCACCAAGUGCAAAAACAUUCUUUGGGCGACUCGUGGCGGUACAUCCACUGCGCCCGACCCGGAUUCCGAGCUGGUGACCGGUCUGGCUAGAGUGGUUCGCUCUGAGAGACCAGACGUCAACUUCCUCACUCUCUCUUUCGAAUAUGACGCCAACGAGGAACUCAUUGCCGCCAAGUGCGCUCAAGUUCUUGGUGCAGCACGAAAUAGCGUCGAGAACUCAUUCAGGGUGAUUGACGAUGUGGUUCACGUGUCUCGCCUCGUUCAGGCAGAUUACAUGACCGGCCACAUUCAAAACCAAACUGGUGUGGUGAGCGUCGAGAACAAGCUUCUGAAAGAUGAAGCCUCUCGGUCACUGUGCCUUCAAGUCGGAGACGUCGGCCAACUUGACUCACUUCGCUUCGAGGAAGACACCCUGGCUGAGGCAUCACUGGGAGAUCACGAUGUCGAGUGCAAGACUAUGGCUUGUGGAGUGAGCAUCAGUGACGUCUCUUCAGUCCUCGGGAAGGCUGAAGAGUCACCCCUGGGUCUAGAGGCUUCUGGCAUAGUCACAAAGUCUGGGCCCGCGUCUAGGUUCCAAGUUGGGGACAGGGUCUUUGGACUCGCGGUAUCGGGCACCAUGAAGACUCAUGUUCGAUCUACGGACGGCUUGCUCGCGAAGUUGCCAGAUGGAGUGUCUUUCACUGAUGGCGCGGUCCUGUCCGUUGACUACACGACGGCCUACGCUGUCCUCUGCGAGGUCGGCUCCAUUCGUGAGGGCGACUCUGUCAUGGUGCACGGCGGAUGUUCCAGCAUCGGAAAGGCAUUCGUGCAGGUCGCCCAGCUUCAAGGAGCUGAGGUGUACACAACUGUGACGAAUCAGUCAGAGCGAGAUGAACUGGUCAAGGAUUACGGUAUCCCAGAAGACCACGUCUUCAGCAGUCGUGACUUAUCAAUGCGAUCGGCCAAGCAGAAGCUGGUUAAGGGGCGUGGCAUCAAUAUUCUCGUCACGGCGACCGAUGAGCUCGACGAAGGCGUAAUCGACUGCAUUGCACCAUUCGGGCGCAUCGUAUACAUCGGCUCGGGCGCCGCUAUCUCCAACACACGUGUCCCGCGAGGCCGCAACAUCCGUCUCGAGUCCUUCGAUCUUGUAUCUUGCCUCGCAUUCGAUGUCAUUCGCACCGAGACCAUGUUCCAGCACAUGGUCGACACCGUUUUUGCCAACUGGAAGAAUAUCAGCCGCCCCUCGCCUACCGCGAUCUAUAGCUUCUCCCAGGUCGGCGACGCGUUCCGCAGGAUGCAGUCUGAAGAUCAAGAUAACGCCAAGAUUGUGCUUGAGCCUCGCGACGACGACAUGAUACCCGUCGUGCCGAGCCGGAAGUCUCUCAGCAACUUUGAUCCUGAGGCGUCGUACGUGAUUGCUGGUGGUCUCGGCGGACUUGGGAGGCCCGUCGCGCGAUGGAUGGCCUCUCGGGGGGCAAAGAACCUUAUCCUCCUUUCGAGACGUGGUCCAGUGGAGAACGCUGCGGUUGAGCUGAUUGCUGAGCUUACGGUUAUGUGCGAUAAUGUGGUCACUCCGGCCUGUGAUGUGACGGAUGCCGGUGCCCUGCAAACGGUGAUAGACGAGCUUGCUGCGACUCUUCCUCCUAUCAAGGGAUGCAUCCAAGGCUCCAUGGUGCUUCAAGACAAUCUGCUCGAGAACAUGUCGCUCGACAAUUGGAAGGCAGCCGUGCAGCCUAAGGUGCACGCAUCCUGGAACCUGUACAACGCCCUCGGCGACAAGAUGGACUUCUUCGUCUUCCUCUCAUCCACCGUGGGAGUGACAGGAAGCCCCGAGCAAGCCAACUACGCAGCAGGAGGAACAUUCCAAGACGCCUUUGCGCACCAUCUCGUCUCCAAGGGCGUCAAUGCCGUCUCGAUAGACCUCCCAAUUAUCCGUGGCGUGGGUUACGUGGCAGAGAAGCCAGAGCUCUGGGACUACCUCUCAUCUGCAGGAUGGACUCACAUCACGGCGGACGAGCUCUAUGCCGUGCUGGAUUAUCAUUGCCGACCGGCCAGCGCUAGCAGUUCCCAGGAACCGACGAGAGCGCAAGUUAUCCCUCGCCUCUGGCUGCCGCAGGAGACGGCUGCGGAGGGAUACCAGACGCAGACGUGGGGAGAGGAUCCCCUGUUUAGCCACCUGCGACUGAUAGAGACGGACGAUGCAGAUAAAGGAGACGACGCGAACAAGGGCAUUAAUCACAAAGCGCACCUACAAUGCGCGUCUUCACUGGAAGAAGCUGAAAAGAUUGUGCUGAACGUUCUCCUUCUCAAGAUUGCGCGGAUGCUCAGCAUCGACGCGCUCAACCUCGAGACAUCCAAACCGCUUCACGCGUACGGUAUUGACUCCCUGACGGCGGUUGAGCUCCGGUCAUGGCUGAUGAAGGAGCUUGGGGCCGAGGUCUCUGUUUUUGACAUUACGAAUAAUUCGAGCAUCGCGCAGCUGGCGGUGCUCGCUGCGAAGAAGAGCAGUCUCAGGCAGCAAUUUGCUGAUUAG
Messenger RNA from Colletotrichum fioriniae, 6840 nucleotides. RefSeq lists its product as uncharacterized. Gene Ontology annotation, molecular function: oxidoreductase activity; fatty acid synthase activity; phosphopantetheine binding. Lineage: Eukaryota; Fungi; Ascomycota; Sordariomycetes; Glomerellales; Glomerellaceae. The record is from RefSeq and is a predicted model, not a curated record. Gene Ontology annotation, biological process: secondary metabolite biosynthetic process; fatty acid biosynthetic process.